Messenger RNA from Schistosoma guineensis, 2341 nucleotides. The record is from the annotation of a GenBank genome assembly. Lineage: Eukaryota; Metazoa; Platyhelminthes; Trematoda; Strigeidida; Schistosomatidae.
UAAACCUGAAACGAAGUCAAAAUAGUUCGUUUAUAACUCUUGAGUUUAAUUUUAUCCUCUUCAUUCAUCGAUAUAGUUCGCCACUAAAAAUAGAAUCAUCCACACAUAUAAAGAUAGUGAGAAAGGAGUCCAAUCAAAGUGAAAAAAUAAGCGAACGAGAAUAAUACAGGUGGUUUUCUAGUGGGGCCUCCCCUAGAAGUCUCAUCUACAAGGUAGUAGAGAAACUUAAACGAAUUCCGUCCUAUUAUAUCCAGUGAAAAAGGAGGCAAUAGACUGCUCACUAUCUCAGGAUCCUGGAGUUCACGUGGACCAUUUAGUUGGAAUCAGGGUAUUAUAACUCCUAGAUGAACCCUUGGUUUAAGGGGCGGUUGUUCGUAUUUUGUGCUUUCAUUCCCGUAAACAAUACCCCCACCGUGCGAAGGUAGAGUCAGAUUUCCUUGGCAGUCUGUAAACGCUUAACCUUACGAGAGUAUUUAAGGAGGAGAAGCGGGCUCCUCAACCCUUGACUAUAACGGGGUGUUGGGGAGCGCUUGGUUAAAAAAAGAAACAGACGUUGAUUCAUCUUGUAGAAUAUGCACUCUUGAACGUCACAGAUCUCACUGUCCAAAAAAAUGUUAUCACACAGAGUCGUACUGUUUAAAUUAGUUGUUUCCCUCUUACCCGUUAGUCAGACAGGCUCUUAUGCGAUAGCAAGUUGUAAACAGGUUCAUUUUUCCUCUUUGAACUUAAAAUUAUCUUGAGUUAUAAGUACAUUAGUAAAAAUCAAUCAUAUCGGUAAAUUCUUAAAUAUAAAUAUUUCUAUGUUAUGUUACAGUUCUUAUUUUUUACCAAGCUUACAUGGUUGCUCCUGUUACAUAUACUUAAGGUAUUUAAUUUUUGUAGGGCCAUGUCAGCUGAUAGUCUUAACUCAAUAACUCGACCUAUUCCCAAACCAUCUGAUUUUAAAUUUGGUAAAGAGAUUGGACAAGGUACCUUCUCAACUGUUUAUGUUGUUCAAGAAAUUUCAACAAGUUCAGAAUUCGCUAUGAAGGUUGUUGAUAAACAACGUGUUUGGCGUUACAAGGCUGUGGACUCUGUACUGAUGGAGAAAGAAGUACUUAAACGCACAAACCAUGUUUUCAUCAUUCGUUUGCAUUGCACAUUCCAAGACUCUACUAGGUUAUUUUAUCUUCUUGAAUAUGCAAGAUGUGGAGAACUAUUGUCAUACCUUACUUAUUUCACGUCCUUGAGUGUUCACUGUACUCGCUUCUAUGCUGCAGAAAUCUUUGCAGCCCUAGAUUAUUUACAUUCAAUGAGUAUAGUUCAUCGAGACCUAAAGCCGGAAAAUGUUUUAUUAACAGAUAAAAUGCACAUCAAGCUGGCCGAUUUUGGAUCAGCUGUUAUACUAAACUCUCCAAAUAUUAAAGCACCUAGUUUUACUGGAACUCCAGAAUACGUUAGUCCUGAAAUGCUUUCUCGUAUUUCUAGACAAGGUGAUUGUACUCCAAAUAGUGAAAGCUCACAGGAUCUUACUUAUCUAAUGGACUUUUGGGCAUUCGGGUGUAUAAUUUAUCAGUUGAUUUCUGGAUCCUCUCCGUUCCGAAAAAGUGGUCCUAUCCAUGAAUAUGAAACAUUUCAGAAAAUUUUAAGUUUAUCUUAUACAUUUGCCCCAAAUUUUGAUCCGAUUGCAAAAGAUUUGGUGGAAAAACUACUUGUAAUCAGUCCCAGUGAACGCCUUGGUAGUCCUUCCCAUGGUGGAUCCGUAUCUGUUCGUCGACAUAUGUUUUUCUCUGAAAUUAAAUGGGACAUCUUGCCUUACCAAGAACCUCCUUUACUAGUUCCAAACUUGGAACCAAUUGCUCCUGAGGGUUGGGAUAAUCUACCUGUUGGUUUUAAAGAAGCAGAGAAAUAUCACUUGUCGCGUGAACUCGGUUUGUCUCCUUCUCAAAUAACUGAAGAUGAUCGUAUUCGUUUAUUAAAUGCACAAGGAAAGCACAAUCCUUUCAAUCGUUUCGUUCGUGGUCGUUUAAUUCUAAAACAAGGCAUAUUGUUUAAGCGUCGAGGAUUGUUUGCAAGAAAGCGGAUGUUUUUACUAACGGAAGGACCCCAUCUCUUUUAUAUCGAUGUUGAAAAUAUGACACUUAAAGGAGAAGUUGCAUGGUCCGAUUCGUUAACUGUUGAAUUGAGAAGUAACAAAUUAUUUUUUAUUCAUGUUCCAAAUAAAACAUAUUAUUUAGAAGACCCUUCUGGUCACGCGGACGAUUGGGUAAAACAAAUAACAUCCGUCAGAGCGCGAUAUUUUAAAGAUACUCAAACUUUAUGUUCAAAUGAUCCGAGUACCUCUAUCGAAUUAAGCAUUUAA